Molecule: messenger RNA, 1132 nt
Organism: Engraulis encrasicolus (European anchovy)
Lineage: Eukaryota; Metazoa; Chordata; Actinopteri; Clupeiformes; Engraulidae
Gene: nol7
Product: nucleolar protein 7
Exons: 8
Coding region: 35-640 (201 amino acids)
Cellular component (GO): nucleus; nucleolus
Molecular function (GO): RNA binding
Source: RefSeq, a predicted model, not a curated record
CGUACAUUAUUUUGGUCUUCUAGCUCCUGCCAACAUGGCUGAAAUGAGUGAAACACAACGUGGGUCAGGAAAAGCACACAGUGAAACAAGGAUAAUUGAUAAUAAUUUACAGUUUGAUUCGAGCGAUGACGAGGCUCCAGAAGAAGUUAACUUUGAGGAUUCUAAAAGAUCUGCGUUGCAAAGCGUAAAAGACGCGUUGGAAGCAAGUAGAAGAGAAAAAGAAACAUUGAAAGAAAAGCGAAGAAAAAAACAAGAGCUCUUUUUGGAACAGAAGAAACGAAAACUCCUUCCCGAAUCCUUAUUAGAGGAAAUUGAUGCACGGCCCAAAAUACAUGAUGAAUCCACGGGCAAAACAGUGGAGAAAACACAGGCAUUGGAUUCAGAUGGUACAAAACGAACACAAAAACGAGCAAGAAGUUUACAGGCAAACUGUAGUGUAACAAGAGUGAAGGAUCAACUCCUAUCUGGUUCACAACAGAAAGAGGCUAUGGACUUCAUUCAGUCAAGGUUCUAUGGGAAAAACGCUCGACGAACAUCAAACAGUGAUAUGCUUUCAUUAGAAAGGAAGAAAGGGAGAAUAAAAGGUGCUGCUUUCCAGUUUGGCAACAAAAAACAGAGUCUUUCUGCCUUGUUCUUGUAGAGUUCAAAACUGAAAUGUCAAAAUCCGCCCUAUCCUGGCCGCAAUGGUGAAAAAUCUUUUUUGAAACUUGUUCCUUUUGUCAUUUCUAACAACUCCACAAAAUGUCAUCAAUGUUCGUGCAUAACGUUUUGAGUUAUCUUACAGAAAGACAGACAAAGAAACAGAAAAAUAAACCAACUCCGUCCUUGGCGGAGGUAAAAAGUAUACUGGUUAAAUUGUCUCCUUUAUUUUCCUGUAGGAAGCUACUGUAUGUUCAUAGACAUGUUCAUCUUCAGACCUUAGACAUAUUUUCGUAUACAAAAAAUAAUUACUGACAAUUAAACUGUUGAGAAUGGCUUGUGACCUGGUAAACUGGAAAUUAAAUCCUGUAUUUUUGGGAAUGAUCAUUAGCCACAGUGGCCACUGAGCUGAAAAGUCAGUCAAUCAAGCCCUGUGCAAGAUCCAGAAAAUGAUUCCUAUAUGUUGCUAAUCCAAUCUUCAUAAAAUGUAAUU